Messenger RNA from Saccostrea echinata, 2107 nucleotides. Its product is annotated as ectonucleoside triphosphate diphosphohydrolase 7-like. Gene Ontology annotation, biological process: nucleoside diphosphate catabolic process. The record is from RefSeq and is a predicted model, not a curated record. The coding region runs from base 50 to 1927 and encodes 625 amino acids. Gene Ontology annotation, molecular function: nucleoside diphosphate phosphatase activity. NCBI's taxonomy places the organism in Eukaryota, Metazoa, Mollusca, Bivalvia, Ostreida, Ostreidae. The transcript has 10 exons. Gene Ontology annotation, cellular component: membrane.
GUCGAGCCCGAUGGAACAACGUGUAUAAAAUGGCAUAGUUCUGUAUUCAAUGGCCAGGAUUUAUUUCAAUAUACCACAAUGUCUUCACAAUGUCAGACAUAUAGGAUGGCAUACAGCAUUACAAAGAUGGACUACACGACAAAUAGCCAUAGUGACUGUUUUGUCCUUUGUUGUACUAGUGAUUAUCUUUGUAAUAUUGGAAACAGUACUUCUGAGUCAGCCAGUUAUCAACAAAUCACAUCACAAGCAUGUUUUUGUAAAAAGUAAAGGACUGGGUCCUGCGGUACAUUACGGAAUUGUUAUAGACUGUGGUAGCAGCGGUAGUCGGGUGUUCCUGUAUUUCUGGCCACCGCACUCAGGAAAUACUAAAGAUCUUCUCAACAUUCAACAGUUCAUGGGUAAAGAUGGAAAGCCAGUCAUUAAGAAAAUUAAACCAGGUUUAGAUACAUUUAAAGAUAACCCUGAGGCUGCCAGUGACUAUAUCAAGCCUUUACUACAAUAUGUAUCAGGCUAUAUACCAAAGGAACAACAGAAAGAGACACUUUUGUUUAUUCUAGCAACAGCAGGCAUGCGUAUGAUCUCAGAAAUAUCACAGAAAGCCAUUUUUCAGAAUCUGUACAAAGAAAUCCCUAAGAUGUUUCCCUUUGUGAUAUCUGAGAGUAACUUAGAGGUGAUAACGGGGAAACAGGAGGGUGUGUACGCCUGGAUUGCCGUCAAUUACGUACUCCAUAAAUUUGAUCAUGGGGCAGAUGAACAUCCGCUGGUGGCUGUAGAAAUUCCUGGCAACACAAACAAAGAAAAGAAAACACACAUUCGAAGGAGAACAGUGGGCAUGCUGGAUAUGGGAGGGGGAUCCAUGCAGAUAGCAUUCGAAAUUACCUCAAAGUAUAGUAACAUUCCAAAGCAUAGAGUGGCUGAGUUUAACCUUGGAUGUCAAAAUAAUGAUAUAGAUCACACAUACAGAGUUUACGUGACAACAUUCCUGGGAUUCGGGGCAAACGAAGCCAGAGAACGGUAUGAAGAGCAGGUGCUUUUAUCCAAGGCUCACCAGAUUAACUUUGCCACAACAAAUAUAAGCAACAUACCAAUCAUACAGAGGACUCAUCCUAACAUCUCCGACCCAUGUCUGCCCGUGGGUCUCACACAGGAAGUAAAGGAUGCUCAGGGACACACCCACUUCCUGAAUGGACUAGGAGAUUAUGAAGCCUGUCGUGCAUCCCUUGUGAGACUGAUAAAUUGGAAUUCCACAGUUAAAUGUGAACAAGCUCCUUGUUCAAUGAAUGGAGUUCACCAGCCAAUCAUCUCUUUUCAUAACAGUGAAUUUUAUGCCUUUUCGGAGUUUUGGUACACAAUGGAUGAUGUGUACAGGAUAGGGGGGAUUUACAACAAUGAAAAAUUUGAUUAUGAGGCAAAGAAAUUUUGCAGCACAAGAUGGUCCACUCUUCUCUCUUGGUAUGAUGAGAAACUUUUCCCAAAGGCAGACGAGAGCAGAUUUCGAUUUCAGUGUUUCAAGUCAGCCUGGAUGUCAACUGUUUUACAUAAAGGAUUAAAAUUUCCACACAGUUAUAAGAUGUUGAGAUCAGUUCACCAGAUUAAUCAGCGAGAAGUACAGUGGACACUGGGAGCUCUUCUGCACCGCACUCGAUACCUUCCACUUAGGGAGAUGAAUAGUUUUGAAAAUCAACACAGUCCACCACCUUGGAUAAAGAAAACUAGAUUUGUAGACAAUGAAUAUGUGAUAGUUGUGUGUUUUGUGAUUGUUUUUGUGGCAAUUUUGUUAUAUUUGAAACAUUUAAAGAUCUGCCAAAGUAAGAAAAUAGAAAAGUUACAUCAUGUUCCAUCCAUGUCAUAUUUCAUGGUUGAGGAGGACCAGAUUGAACAAGGACUUAAUUAUGUCAUGAUCAGCAAAGCAGAUUUAGAGCAAUGAUUGUUACCAUGGUUACACUGUAUUCUAUUUAUAGUAUAUGUCUCAGACUGUCUGUUCUGCACAUAUAUUUAUUAUUAAUCGACUUCUAAUACAUACCUUAUUUAAAAUAGAAAUAUAUAUUUACAUUUCCAGUUUUGAUAUUAUAAUAAAAACCAUGCCAGUAAAGUUGGAGAUUAUACC